CCCAUUUGCUGAAACGGGCGAUUUGUACGAGGAACACGGUUGCUUGAACCAUUUGAGCUGUGCCUGUUUAUUGGGCACCUCUGGAUUCAUCUACUGUACAAAUGGCGACAUCAAAAUUUGUUCUUUGCCCAAAUGCUUCAGCGUUUAACGUUGUAACCAGUUCCAACAAGACCAUCAAAUUUGGCUCCCAUUUCAAACUCCGUGAUAUUCCUCCUAAUGGCUCUGCCUCUAGCUGUGCUUCACGCGGGGCUGUGUCAAGUUUAAAGGCAGACGACAAUAAACGCAGAAGUAAUCUUGAAUCUCUAUUUUGUUAUGAUAAGGCUAUCCCAGAAGAAAUAAUUGAGAAGCCUGUUGGGUUAUCUUUGGCAGAGAAAGCUAUCGGUAACAAUCAUCGAUGCACCGAUUGUCAUGCCAAAGGCGCUGUGCUUUGUGCCACUUGUGCUGGUAGUGGUCUAUAUGUUGAUUCCAUAUUGGAAAGCCAGGGCAUCAUUGUUAAAGUUCGUUGCCUAGGUUGCGGGGGAACCGGUAAUAUUAUGUGUACAGAAUGUGGGGGACGAGGUCAUCUGGGAUCCAAAUGAUCUAGUCUGACAUUUUGGAAAUUUGUUGUACCACUAACAUGUAUUGUUUUGGUUGCAUUGCUUGUAUGUCAUAGUUUCCUUUUUCUAUUCUUUUUUGGUAAAUGGAGGUGUAGUAAUGGCUGGAACUUAGGAUAUCUACCAAUCUUACCCGCCAUUCCCUCCCUACCACAUCAAUCAAACCAAAUAUGGCUGUCAUAUAUAUUCUUAAUGAUGUGAAUUCGCAAAUUUCUUUGGUCACACAAAUCACCUGUAAUAAGUUACAUUGAAGUUACAUAUGGUUUAUUUCUUUCUUCAUGGAAAAGUUUCCUAUG
Messenger RNA from Lotus japonicus, 889 nucleotides. RefSeq lists its product as uncharacterized. Lineage: Eukaryota; Viridiplantae; Streptophyta; Magnoliopsida; Fabales; Fabaceae. The record is from RefSeq and is a predicted model, not a curated record. The transcript has 3 exons. Bases 102 to 578 code for a protein of 158 amino acids.